Molecule: messenger RNA, 450 nt
Organism: Durusdinium trenchii
Lineage: Eukaryota; Dinophyceae; Suessiales; Symbiodiniaceae
Source: the annotation of a GenBank genome assembly
CCUUUGCCUUUCUCUUUUCUUUCGCCCUUGUGCGUCGCAAACGCGCCAUGGCUGACCGCCCAACGACUGAGCCCAAUGAGCCGACCAACGAGCCGAGAGAGACCAGACCGAAGCCGAGACCUCCAAGACCGAGGCUGAGUGGGUCAAAGGAGUGCUGGGUACGGCCGGAGGAUUUGAAGGACCUCAGUGACGACGAAACAUCAAAUGAGGCCGAAGAAGUCAAAGGAAAGUGCGAAGCUAGGGAAACUUCAGACGCCCCAGAGGGGCGCUCAAGGAAAAGAAGUGCUUCUGUCCUUGAUCCACCGAUUCACUCCAUGCCAGAGAAGAGGCGACGAAAAAUGCCGGGUGCCAGAGUGGCCUUCAACGACCAUGUGGAUGAGAUCGACCCAGAUUUCGGCAUUUUCGGAUGAAAACGUCCGAAGGCCUUUGGACGGGCAUCCAGAGGAUGAG